Messenger RNA from Apiotrichum porosum, 1251 nucleotides. RefSeq lists its product as uncharacterized. The record is from RefSeq and is a predicted model, not a curated record. The transcript has 2 exons. Gene Ontology annotation, molecular function: protein serine/threonine kinase activity; ATP binding. NCBI's taxonomy places the organism in Eukaryota, Fungi, Basidiomycota, Tremellomycetes, Trichosporonales, Trichosporonaceae. Bases 1 to 1251 code for a protein of 416 amino acids. Gene Ontology annotation, biological process: intracellular signal transduction; protein phosphorylation.
AUGACCGCUUCGUGCUCGACGCACCCACGCUUCAUCGACAACGGUUACGUGCAACUCAUUUCUGUUAUCGGUAACGGCGCCUAUGGUGUCGUCUUCUACGCACUCGACUACCGCUAUGGUCGUCCCAUCAAGCGCGCUGUCAAGCAGCUGCGUCGCUAUGGUAUCGACGAGCGACAGCGCCGCUUCCAGAUGCGCGAAAUCUCGCUCCAUCGUCGUGCGUCGCGCCACCCGUCCAUUGUCCACAUGGACCGUCUGAUCGAGGAGCCCGACUGCGUCUAUGUCGUUAUGGACUAUGGCGAGGAGGGUGACCUGUUUGCCAUGAUCACCGAGAAGCAGCGUUACGCCAGCGACAACGACCUUAUUCGUUCCGUCUUCCUUCAGAUCCUUGACGGUGUAGACUGGCUGCACCAGCUCGGCAUUGCACACCGCGACGUCAAGCCAGAGAACAUUGUGUGUUCUCAGGACGGUACCCGCGUGCGCAUUGUCGACUUUGGCCUCGCCACUUCCGAGUCCACAUCGUCCGAGUUUGGCUGCGGCAGCACCUUUUACAUUGCGCCAGAGUGCCUCGGCGAGUGGUCGGCGUCAGCGACGUCCUACCCCACCCGCACUGCCGACGUCUGGUCCUUGGGUGUCAUCUUGAUCAACCUCGUCUGUGGCCGCAACCCCUGGAGGUGUGCGUCGCCCAACGACGAGUCGUUCGCCGCCUUCUUGCAGGACCCCCUCUUCCUUCGCCGGAUCCUCCCCAUCUCGCACCAAUGCCUCUCCAUCCUCACCCAGAUCUUCACCCUCGACCCCGAGCACCGCAUCACUCUCGAUCGCCUUCGCGAGCUCAUUCUCGACAUUGACUUCUUCACCGACGACGCUCAUGUCCCUACCAGCCGCCGUGAGGCCGCCCACCACCACCACAACGUUCCUGUGCACGUCCCUGCCCACUACACCGACGAGGUUUACGACUCGCCGUCUCCGGACGCCGAGCCCGUCUUCUCGUUUGACGACCCCGAGCUGGACCUCCUCGACGAUGCGCCACCCCCGCAGCUGCGCGCCGACUCCGGCUCUCCGCCACCUCAGCGCUCGAGCUCUGGUUCCAGCGAUGGCCCCUUCCCCCCCACACCACGUCUCGGCAGCUCCGGUACUGCCCCGCGCGUUGCCUCGGACUCGAGCCUCUCUACACCUGUAUUCGAGGUCCUCAGCCAGCGCAAAGGCCAGCCCCUCAGCCCCGUUCCAUUCGCCACGCCCACCAUGUUCCUUUAA